Suillus bovinus is the source of this 824-nucleotide messenger RNA. RefSeq lists its product as uncharacterized. NCBI's taxonomy places the organism in Eukaryota, Fungi, Basidiomycota, Agaricomycetes, Boletales, Suillaceae. The coding region runs from base 39 to 464 and encodes 141 amino acids. Gene Ontology annotation, biological process: intra-Golgi vesicle-mediated transport. The transcript is spliced from 5 exons. The record is from RefSeq and is a predicted model, not a curated record.
CUCCUUCACAUUGGUCCUAAACAGUCUAAACUCCUACUAUGAUGUCUUCGUCACGAACUACAGAAGAUACCUAUGAAGCACAGAAUGAUCAGCGACUAGAUGAAUUACAUUCAAAGAUACGCACACUGCGUGGAGUUACCACAGACAUCUACGACGAUGCCGAGAGACAACAUCUGACUCUGGAUGAUACAGGAAACGCUUUCUCUAGCAUUUCAACGUCCUUGUCUCAGUCCUCUCGACGAGCUGCACAAGCAUUCGGCCUCUCUGGCGCAGGCGGCGUCAGACAGAUGCGGAUAAUAAUGUAUAUUGUUGGCUCUUUUCUGGCACUCUGGCUAGUCUGGAAAACGAAGGAGGUCUGGAUUAAUGCGUGUAAUAUCUAUACCCUCGCAUGGACUAACGGUAAAAGCAAGAUGGAUAUUGAAGAGGGACUCCUCCCGCUAUAUGCCUGGACAUGUCGCCCAUAAGGUGAUAACCCCGACACCCAAUUUACUUGCUCUUUGAGCUCGUACAACUGACUGCGUGAGGCUUACCAGCGUCGACUUCAUGAACUUCCAGUGCUGUUAAGAAGUCCUGUCCUUCUCGACAUACUACGCACGCUGUGGCGUGGGGAUCGAAAUGAUUGACUGAUUUGUGUGCAUUGUAGUUUUUUCGAGCUCUCCUCACGCUGAUCACCUUCCUGGAUUACAUUAUACUCGACAUACUGAUUAUAUAUUCAGUAUUAUAUUACUUAUUAAUCCGUUGCUUGAAUCUCGAAGAAAGAAGGUAACGACUAGACUUGCACGAUUUGGAUAUGAAAACGUACAUGAUUUUCAGACACUACUGCA